Molecule: messenger RNA, 6950 nt
Organism: Spodoptera frugiperda (fall armyworm)
Lineage: Eukaryota; Metazoa; Arthropoda; Insecta; Lepidoptera; Noctuidae
Gene: TrpRS
Product: tryptophan--tRNA ligase, cytoplasmic
Exons: 9
Coding region: 171-1373 (400 amino acids)
Biological process (GO): tryptophanyl-tRNA aminoacylation
Cellular component (GO): cytoplasm
Molecular function (GO): tryptophan-tRNA ligase activity; ATP binding
Source: RefSeq, a predicted model, not a curated record
UCAAACGUUUGAUGUGACGUGCUUGAAUUUGACAGCGCCGCAUAUGCGAUCGAUGUUGAUAUUUUUUUCAAUAAAAUUGCAUCAGAUUAUAUUUUAAAUACUACUGAAUUUUAUUCAGUGAUUUACUGUAGCAUUGUAGGGAUUGUACUAACAAUUUUACAAACCACAUAAUGGCUGAGGAACCAGUAAAUAAACCCACUACCAAUGAAGAUGACGAUUUCGUUGACCCAUGGACCGUUGCUGGAAAGUCAGAGACAGGAAUUGACUAUGAUAAGUUAAUAAAAAGGUUUGGCAGUCAGAAGAUUGAUGAAGAAGUUAUACAAAGGUUUGAAAAAGUCACUGGGAAAAAAGCACAUCACUUUCUAAGGCGUGGAAUAUUCUUCUCGCACAGGGACAUUCACACUAUUCUCAAUUUGUAUGAGGCGGGCAAGAAAUUCUAUUUGUACACCGGUCGGGGCCCGUCUUCAGAGAGCAUGCACAUUGGACAUAUGAUUCCUUUCAUGUUUACUAAAUGGCUCCAAGAUGUAUUUGAUGUCCCACUAAUCAUUCAACUAACUGACGACGAGAAGGUGUUGUGGAGAGACCUGAAGAUAGAAGAUGCUCGGCAGAUGGCCUUCAAUAAUGCCAAGGAUAUUAUAGCGGUCGGCUUUGAUGUGGAGAAAACUUUCAUAUUUAAUGAUUUAGACUUUAUUGGCAAAUGCCCAGCAUUCUACCAGAACAUGGUGAGGAUACAGAAGUGUGUCACCUACAACCAGGUGAAGGGUAUCUUCGGGUUUGGAGACUCUGACGUCAUUGGGAAGAUUACGUUCCCUUCCAUUGAGGCUGCUCCCGCCUUCUCAACUAGCUUCCCAUUCAUAUUUGAAAACAAAGUCCUACCGUGCCUGGUGCCCUGUGCCAUCGACCAGGAUCCUUACUUCCGCAUGACACGCGACGUGGCUGCCCGCCUGAAGCUGCCGAAGCCGUCCCUCAUCCAUUCCACCUUCCUACCGGCGUUGCAAGGAGCUCAGCACAAAAUGUCCGCCAGUGACGCAAACGCCUCUAUAUUCUUGAAUGAUAGCGCCAAACAUAUUAAGACUAAGAUAAAUAAAUACGCGUUCUCAGGUGGUCAAACUACCGUAGAGGAACAUAGACUGAAGGGUGGCAACACUGAUGUGGAUAUAUCAUACAAGUACCUUUCCUUCUUCUUGGAGGACGAUGAUCGGCUAGCAGAGAUUAAGAAGGAAUACGAAUCAGGCGUGAUGUUGACCGGUGAGCUGAAGAAAGAAGCGAUCGAUGUGAUCACGCCGUGGAUACAGGAGUACCAGAAACGCAGGGCGGCUGUCACGGACGAAGUUGUAGAACAAUUCUUCAAGUUACGGCCUCUUAAGUUCUAAACUAACUUAGUAUACGGCAGUGGUGGACAAAUAAAAUGAAAUCUUGCUGCGUUGAGAAUAAGGUCGAAGUUAAAGUAUUUUAUUUCAAUUAAACCAUUGUAUAUAGUACUUUUGAAACAAGGCUGCGAAACUUUGCUGCGUUGUGAAGUCAAAGCAUUUUAUUUCAACUUAAUUUUACUUUUGAAGUGUCCGAGAAAAUAGAAUAGUCCGUCAGUUAGCCUGUUCGUCAGUGAAAGAAAUGUAGUUUCGUAUGGAGGAGGCUUCCAUCGUUACUCUUUAGUAAAUGUGAGCGAGGGUACGGGAUGCCCAACCUAUCCCCCCAUGUCCCCAAAUUGCUAAUUUUCAAAUCCUCAACUCCAGAAUGUCGGAAAUGCACCUGUUCGCUCGUUUGCCGCCUUAUCCUAUGUAAAAUAACCCAUAGUCGAGUAGAACUCGUUUCACAAGCCACAUAGUUUGUCCACCAUUUCUAAAUUUUCUAUCAUUAUUACGCACACACGUAUUACUAGUGAAUCUUAGUGCUAGUAUUCCGGUGUGCUCACUAGAUGGAGUUAAACAGUAAAGACCGUGUUAGUCAAAAAGGACAAUGAAUAUGCCGUUAUAUAAUAUAAUAAUUUACAGUUAUUAGCGAUAAAUACGAUACGCGUACACUGCUCAUGAUUAAGACCUGCUAAGCUACGAAUAAAGGUAAGCGUCCACAGGCCCGCAUCGUACGCAUUCCGUAUAACGUCAUCAGUACGCAUCGCAUGCAGGCAUUGCAAAAGUGUACGCUAAAGUGUACGCAGUUGUAUGAGUUUCUAUACAAGACACACUAAAAUCCGUUGGGUGCGAUGCGUACGAUGCGGGCCUGUGGACGCUUACCUUAAAAAGUAUAAAUUAUUGUAACAUCACACAGAAUUGUCUACAAAAUUCUAUGUGCAAUAUUUAUCGCCGGAUACUGAGGGCCUAGUACCAGUUUGUUUUAGUAACAGUUCAGUACGAAAUCGAAACGUGGAGCCGGCCAAUCAGAGCGCCGAACGCGGUAACAUUUUGAUCUCGCUUAACGUAAAAUGAACUCGUACUACGCCCUUACUUUUUCUCUUCACCCACAUGAAAUGUAGACGAAUUUUAUAAUUCGACUAGAUUUUUAUAAAACAUAAUAUUUCGUUUUUUUUUUUAAGUAUUUUUACGGCUCAAGUAUUUUUUUACUUAAGUUUGACUUAACCAAAAUGCCUUAAAGGCGUUAUCAACAAUAAUUUAGAACAUGUUACCACCUUUAUUACGUAGGUCGUAAAGGUGUUUUUUGUGCAAGAGUCGUUGUGGAUCUUAAUUUAUGUUUUGCUCCUAAAUUACGAAUUGCUAUGAUGCACGCGAUCAUCUAGGGACAUAUCCUGAAAAAAUAAAGUUUGCUUUAUUUUGUUUAGUAUUUUUUUGUGUGAGGUAAAUUGUGUUAGGGUUUCUUUAAGUUGUUGUAGAAAAACACAUAUUAUUGCAUUUUAAUAUCUAUGUACAUUCACAUAUUAUUAUUACAAAAAUAAUCUAUAUUUAUAAUACCUGUAGCAAAUGCAUUUGUAAUAGUAAAUGUUAAUCUUUUAUACUACUAAAAUAAAUAGAGUUUGUAUGUCUCGCUUCCAAGUAUUGGGUAGCUUGACUAAUUUCGAGCCACACCGGAGCUCUUAAUGAGCUACGUUUGUCAGUAAACAAACUCAAAAUGGAAAGUCACUGAAUGAACUUAAUUUUUAGGUUGGACUCUCUUUAUCAAUGACAAAUAUGAGGCUGGGUACCGAUAUAGUGGACAUAACUGAACCAAGCCUUAGGUAUCAGUAUAUAAGGAGCUUUAAAAGUAACUGCCACGGCUUUAAUGGAAGGUAAUGUUGUGUUUGAAGACUACAAUAGUAAAUAUUGACUGCACGGUGCGGAGGCUGAAAAACUGGCUGCCUUGCAACGUAUAGCGGAUUCGAAUACCGCACGGAGCAACUCUUAGUGUGAUCUACAAAUUUUUGUUUCGGAUCUGGGUGUCAUGUACGUGUGACUUUGUAUGUUUGUAAACGAACCCACGACACAGGAAAAAAUCCCAGUGUGAAAUUAUUAAUUUGAGUAAUUUUGCUUUUCUCUAAAAAUCUACGUAUGAGUUUGUUAUAAAAGAGCUAUCGUUUUCACUGUCUCUGCCGCUUCGUUAUUGAAAAAAAUAGGUAGCAAUUGUUUUCCUCGCAUCGUGCGUAUCUAUACAUAUAAUAAAAUCGUAGAAAAGUGCUGUCUGUACAUUGAAAAUAAAUAUAAAAAAAAUAGCAGGGGUUAUUGUUAUGUCGAUGUCGAACCCAAAAAUGUAAUUAACUUUUUUUUUGUCUGUUUGUCUGUUUGUCUAUGCGCGCUAAUCUCAGAAACGGCUGAUCCGAGUUGGAUGCGGUUUUCACGAAUAUAUUGUGGUAUGCUUCAACUAACAUUUAGUGUUUGUUUCAUGUCAAUCGGUUCAUAAAUAAAAAAGUUAUGUCAAAUUAAAGAAUCACGUCGAACACUAUUCUAUGCUUAUACCAUUAAUCUCCGCAACUAUUUGACGGAUUUGGUUGAAAUUUGGUACAGAUAUAGUUUAGAACCUUAGAAAGGACAUAGGAUAGUUUUUAUUUCAAAAAUCAAAAAAUAAAAAAUAAAUUUAUUCCGGACAUACAGCGCCAUCUAUAAAUACUAUAAGUACGGAAUUGAACAAUGUCGGGCUGUUCCUAUACUCCGUAGAUAGAUGGCGUUGAUCGCGCAAUGGUGUCAUUACAAUUGUUCAGUUCAUGUUAUUGUUUUAAUUCAUUGGAAAUUUGUUUUUACAAAAUAGUAAAAAGCAAUGAAAAAUAUAAUACAACUUUUAGUACAAAGAAAACGCUCUAACGGAGUAUAGAUAAUUCUAUCCCAUCAAAAACAUCCUGUAAAAAACCCAAGUCUCGCAGCUCAGUCUUUCUACCGUCAAAAGUUGUGAGAUCCAUGUAAUACCAAGUCGGUUAAUCUAUUUAGUGUCUACUUGAAGGACCUUCUGUCUUAAGUUAUUACAUAAGUUAUUAUCAUGCCAAUAUUAAAAAUAUUUAACGUUUUAAACAAAUAGAUCGACUUGGACAUCGCUUGAUUUGAUUAUUAGUAUGUAUCACACUACACAGCACGACGGGCCAGCGACCAACAGGAACGAGAGUUUCAAUCGCGUGAGGCGCGAGAGACUAAAGAAUCUAAUAUAAUAUUGUAAUAUUCAUUUUGUUUUCAUGCGAUGUCCAAGUCGAUCUAUUUGUUUAAAACGUUAAAUAUUUUUAAUAUUGGCAUGAUAAUAACUUAUGUAAUAACUUAAGACAGAAGGUCCUUCAAGUAGACACUAAAUAGAUUAACCGACUUGGUAUUACAUGGAUCUCACAACUUUUGACGGUAGAAAGACUGAGCUGCGAGACUUGGGUUUUUUACAGGAUGUUUUUGAUGGGAUCUCACUUCUUUUUGUAGAGUUAAAUUUAUAACCACCACCAACCACCAACUGCAUAAAUAACUUUGUAAUCCCAUAUAUUUAUAUGGGAUUACAAAGUUAUUGAUGCAGUUGGUGUAUUCGGAAAACUGGACCGAAAUUACAAAAUAUUUAAGUUUUCCCAUGAUUAAGACACUAAACUCUAUAUGUAUUCCAAAUAUGAAGCUUCUAAGUCUGCUAGAAGUGCCUUGGACUUUUGAUGAUCGGUGAGUCAGUGAGUGACAAAAUUUAGAAACUUUAACAAGUUGUCAUUCUUAAACUACUGGUUCAAAUUGACUGAAAUUUUAAAUAUUCCGUGUUUAUACAAUGCCGGAUUAGUUACUGAAGAUUCAGGUUUCUUGCUUUAUCCACAACCGAAUUAUAGGGGGUCGAAAAAGGCCCGAAUUGCUUCGAGAAAAGGAUGGUACGGCCGUGCCGCUUUUUUUUUGCUCGACUUGGCGGGCAACUACCGUGCCCCCAGAUGUCGAUCGUUACACAACUUCGGUUUAUGUUAUUGUUUUAAUUCAUCGAAAAAAGUAAAUAAAUAGUAAAAAGGUAUGAAAAAAAAAUCAAUAUAAUUAAACUUUUAGUACAAAGAAAAUGCCCGAACGGAGUAUAAAUAAAUAAUCCAAGUUGUCUUUAUCCUCGAUAGAUCGAAAUAGAUCGUGCUAUGGUUUCGUUACAUUCAUUUGGUUGGGUAUCGGCCGAGCGCUUCGGUACUAUCGUAGAAAAAGUGUAUUAUCAGUCGUAUGAUUAUUUGUCUGUAGUGGUCCUGCUGUUUCGUAUAUUCUAAAUUGGUUUCGUUGUAUUUGUCAAUUAAUAAGUUUAUUUGUUGGGUUUUCUGGUUAAACUAUUUAACGUAGGUUUAGUUUGAUAUUAUCGAUUAUUAGUAGUUACUGUAGUUAGUUUUUUUAAUAAAAUUGUAAGUCUAAUUUAUAAAUUAAUUAGAUUAGAUUUAAGUCGUUUCUUUUAAAUUAUUUAGUUUAAGCUUGGUUAUUAUAGCAUAGAGGAUAGGUUGUAAUAUAAUUUUUUUAAUUGUUAUAAAUUUGUAAUUCGUAGCUUUCUUUAGUUUUCAUCUUAAGUUCGGAAAGAUUAUAAUAUUUAUUCAGUUUAAGUCCGUUUUUAAACUAUUUUUUCAAUGCCCUAAGUGAGUAUACAUCUAUUAAACUCAAACGCAGAGCUCAUUAUGUUGAUUUUUGAAGAGAUCCCGCGAGAUCGGGAACUUUGUGGUUAAAACCAAAAAUUUGCCGGAAGUCACUAUUCCACGCGAACGAAGUCGCGGGCAAAAGCUAGUUUGUUAAUAAUUUUAUGCAGAGAUGCUUGUAUAACUUCUUUAUGUUCUCAAAUUGAAUUAACUGUUCCGGGGUACGAAAUUUCCUUACUAUUGUAAUCUUCAAAUACAACACUACCUCCCAUUAAAGCGGUGGCAGAUAAUUUUAGAACACCUUAUAUAAUUUAUUGUAUCUAAAUAUAUGAUGGUAUAUAAUCUUAAAACGAGUAGUUUUUACAUUAUCAUGCUAAUGUAAGUAUUUUGAAGCCUUUUUAUACGAAAUGUGUAAUGUAAUUACAUACAACUAUUAAUUAGUCUUGUAAGCUGUCUUAAUUUUUUUCUACAGUUCAUUUAAUUUAUUGUUUCAUUGCUAAUAUCUUAGAGCGCCCACGCGGUGUGAAUUUUCUUGGAGGCUUUAAAAAUCAAAUUAUUAUGGGAAUGAAUAAACAGAUAUCAAAAACUUGAUACUCAUACGCAAUAUACAUAUAAGUCUAAAUAGAUUAAAAGGUUAACUUUUCACCAACCGUCUCUUAACUAAGUGUUACUUAGCAUAAGAGAACACGCAAACUACUUGUACUGUUAGGUGUCACUUAUAAGUUGAUGAAAACCAAAAUGUCGAAGUGUCACCUAUCCUAGCUUACAAGUGGUUUAGAAUUGAAUUGAGGUUGGUGAAAAACCGUGUUGGGCAAUUGCUCUUAUGAUAUGAAAUAAAAGAAUGUAACUACAGCCUUGUAAACACGUAGGAAUAUUGUGCCGUUUGCUUUCAUCAUUUGUCGCGUAAUUGUGUACUAUAACUUGGCUGUGCUAAGAGCAUAAUUUAUAUGAUUAACUUAUUAUUUUUCAAUAAAUACAUACAACAUGCAAAUUA